UGAAUAAGAUUCAGAUUGAUUUCAAGGUUAAACUCAAAUGAAUUUUUUAUUGAAAUGGAAAAAAUAUAAUCAAGUUUUUUGAAAGAGUUUCAGCUUUUUAUAUACUUAUUUAUUCAUCGAUACUUUUGUUUACCGAAAAGUUUUUUCAAAAGGAUUGAUCGAGUUGCUAUUCCACUGUCAUAACACAUGGCUACAAUUCGCGGUAUUUUAAUAGUUCCUGUGCUACUUUUACUCUGCCUGUUCCAUGUACAGUCUUCAUCAUAUUUCCAAAAAUUAACGUGUAAACAAAUUGAACGGUGCGAUGAAAGUUUGACUAACUCGACAUUUAGGUUUCUAAAUAGUCCAAACCCGUUCGAGUUAUUUCGUGAGAGUAAACUUAAGACAAAAAAUAAGGUAAAAAAUGGCUCAUGCGAUUCGAGCCUCGAUGGAUCUUCUUGUCGUGAUAAACGUAGCAUUAAAUCAAGUCAAAUUUAUUCUGAUACUGUUACUGAUGAUAAAUCUAAUGUUCAGUGUGGUGGUGUCUUGAAUUCGGCAAAUGGAAUUGUGACCUCACCGAAUUAUCCUAAUCCAUUCAAUGUCUCUGGUGAAUGUCUUUGGAAGAUUAAAACAUCAGAUGGAUCUCAUUUGUUUGUUAAUCUAAUCGAUUUGGAAUUAGAUGCUUCUCUUGAUUGUACUCAAAAUGUGUUAAUCAUUUACGAUGGACCAACUGACCAAGACUCUCAACUAUUAGUUGCUUGCAAUCAGAAACAACUUGAUAAUAAUUUGGUUACUUCAAGAGGCAACGAGUUGACAAUCAAGUUAAUAACAAAUGGAUCAACAAAUAAGAUCAAAGGUUUUAAAUUUUCUUAUGAAACUGAUUGUAAUAAUUUCAUUGAAGGUAUAAGUGGAUCAAUAGAGAGUCCAAUCAACCAGAGCUCAAAGAGUCUUAAUUGCUCUUGGACAAUUAAAGUACCAAAAGGAAACAAUAUAAGUUUGGUUAUUGAGAAGUUUAAAUCAUCUGAUUCAUCUUCAUGUUCAACAAGUUACUUAUCAUUCAUCAGUAACCAGACAACUAAAACCUUCUGUCAAUCAGUUGAUUACACAGAUUUCGAUCCAAUUUUAAUCACUGAAAAUCAAGUACAGGUUAUCUUUGUUAAUCUUUAUCCAGAUAAUCAAUCAUAUUUCCGAUUAGAGUGGAAACUAGUUGGAUGUGGAGGUGACAUUCAUGAAAGUGAAGGUGAAUUGGUUUCUCCAAAUUAUCCUGACUCUUAUCCAAAUGGACUUAAUUGUCUGUGGACUAUUCAUGGUAAACCAAGUGAUAUCAUUAAAAUCUUCAUAAAUGAAUAUCAUAUUGAGGAAGGUGACUCAUUGCAGAUAUUUGAUGGACCGAGCACAAGGUCACAUCGUCUUGUGAACUUUUCUGGUCGUCUCAAGAAACGUUUGAGACUUAAGACAACCAGAAAUCACGCAACGAUCUCUUUUAAUGUUGAUAAUUAUUAUGGUGGAAAAGGAUUCAAAUUUUUGUUCAGAUCCGAGAAUGAUGAUGAACAUCCAUUCGAUGGUAGCUUUCAUUUGGUCACUGGCUCAAUAGCCUCUCCUGGUUAUCCAAAUCGAUAUGAAAACCCGAUCACACAUGAAUGGAUUCUUAAUGAUGAUAUGGGAUACACUGAGGUUACAAUCAAAGAUCUGGACAUUCCCUGGUCAGAAGAUUGUACUGACCAUUAUCUUUCCUUUACUGCUAGAGGGGAUGAACUCACCAGACUUUGUGGUAAUGAAUUCCCAACUACUCCAAUCAAAUCUAAUUCCAGCAAAAGUAUUGUCAUUUAUUACUUCUCAUCGUAUCGACAUAAUGGCCGAGGGUUUAUGGUCACUUACCAAACGACUUGUGAUUCUACGCGCACGAUUUACAACCAACAAUAUGAGUUGAGCAAUUUUAAUAAUCUGCCAAUUGGUGGUGGCCAAGCUUCGUGUCAAUAUCACUUAAACUCAUACAAAAAGUUCAAUCAAACCCUAUUGACUUUUGUUGAUUUCGCGAUCAAACAAAAUUCUGAUAGUUACAUUGAUCUACUAGAUGGAGAGUCAAAUGAGCCGACAGCCAUUACUCGAUACAAUAGCUCUUCUCAUCUUCCAACAGCUCAGAUUUUUGGUAAAUCAUUUCAUUUUCACAUUAAGGGUCAAGUUCUGUUCACAGUUUUGUACUCACAGUAUUUUGAUUCAUGUAAAUAUGAACUGAAUAGUUGGGAAGGAACAUUUAAUUCACCAGGAUAUCCGAAUGAUUAUCCUCCUUCUCAAACUUGUGUUUGGAAAAUUAAUCUUGCUCAAGGUAAUUUAAUCUCUUUGAAGUUUCAUUCGUUUGAUGUUCAAUAUGAUCAAUUCUGUGCUUUGGAUCAUUUGGAGAUUCGAGAAGAAAAUGAAUCAGGUAAGCUCAUUGGCCGAUUUUGUGGAUCAAAUUUACCACAAUUAAACUCGACUCAAUAUUAUCCAAGUCUAUGGAUUAGAUUUAAAUCUCAUGCUAAUGGUUCAGCUUCUGGAUUCAAAGCUUCAUACAAAACAAUCAAAGAUGUGAAAAUCAACUCUGAUUCUGGUAAAAUCGGAUCGUUUGCUUAUCCAAGAAUAUUUUCAUCGGAAAACAAUCAAAGUUGGACAAUUAAGACAAGUAACUCGAAUAAGAUUAAGUUUAAAUUGGAAUCAAUUGAUAUUCUUGAUGAUUCGUUUGACAGCUCAUGUAGCAAUUCUAGUAUCACAAUUUAUGAUGGUCCAUCAGUGAACAGCUCGAUUCUCGGUCAGUUUUGUGGUUAUCGUGCUGGUUACCUUCCAAUUUAUACAACUUCUUCAAUCGCUUAUGUCCAUUUCAAGCCAAACUUUUACAUUUCUAGAUUCUUGUUGAGUUGGACAUCGGUCAGUAAGAAUAUUCCAUUUCCGCUUAUUGAUGAUCCUAAUCAUCUGUGUAAAUAUACUGCGAAUCUUAAACUUAAUCAAAACUUGACUUUACUCUCAAGUUCUUAUCCGAAUGAUUUGAGUUGUAGUUGGACCAUUUCAAAUCCUAUGGGGACUCAGUUACAAGUUGAAAUUAAUGAGAUGGAUAUUAAGUUACACUCAGAUGAAAAAUGUCACAAAAAUAGAGUCUCUUUUUACGAUUACAGUUUUGACCAUGAAAAAGAUUGGAAAAUCAAUAGAAUAGUCUGCGAUUCAAAAGAAAAACUAUUCACUCUCCAAGGUAAUCAAUCGUUGAUCUCGUUCUUCAACUAUGGCGGCUUAUCAACCGAACUAAAAGGGUUCAAUAUAACAGUGAGACCGAUUUGUGGUGGCACAUUUUAUGGACCAACAGGUAAUAUCGAUUCGUCUUUACUUGGACCAUUCGAAACUUGCUCAUGGAAAAUCGUUGUACUAAAAGGUCAACGAGUCGAAAUUAAAUUUAAAUCUUUUAACUUGGGUUCGUCUGAUAAUCAUUGUUCCAAUGGUUAUUUAAGUAUUCAUAAUGGUGACUCGCCUGAUUCACGAUUACUUGGACAUUAUUGUGGAGGUAAUUUACCUACGAAAAUAGUAUCAGAGUCAAAUAAACUAUUUAUAUCAACUUAUGUUCCUGUAUCCGAACAAUUUGAAUUUUCUUUAUCAUAUCGACAAGUAUCAGCUCCAUGUGAGUUCACCGUGGAACUAAAUGAAUCAACUCCAUCGGCCAUAAUUCAGCUUCCUGGAUACCCAUAUCCACCUGACGAAUAUUCUGAGUGUGAUUGGGUUAUAAAAGCUCCAAUCAACAGAGUUAUAAGAAUUGAUUUCGAAAUACCAGAUCAUGACAUUAAAUGUGAUUUAAACUCUACUCACGUUGACAUUUAUGAAGGCUCUACUCAGCUCUCACCGAAAAUUGGUCAAUUCUGUCCAAUAGCUCGAACAACAAGUGUCGUUACAUCAGAUAAUCAUAUGUUCAUUCACUUUCUUUCCAAAGGAGGGGCUGGUUCUAGUUCGUUCAAGGCAACAGUGAAUCUUCAUGUUUGCGGUGGUAUUUUUGUUAUACGUGAAAAGACAGCAGUCAAAAGUCCAUCUUAUCCCGAACCGUAUGAUGUUAAUCUGACCUGUAAUUAUAAAAUUUAUCCUGGACAAAUAUCAAAAAUGUUGACUUUUCAAUUUCUUACACUUGAUUUACCUUCAAAUGAGAAUUGCAGUUCAGGUGACUAUUUAGAAUUUCAUAAAUACGUUUUAUCAAGAUGGUUCGUAGCUAAAGAAUGUGGAACGAAAAAUUUGAAAGGAAAAGCUCAUAGCUCGAUCAACAAACUAUUCAUGAGAUUCAAAUCAGAUUCAACUCUUACGGGUAAAGGCUUCAAGAUUUGGUUCGACUACGAAAAUGAUAAUAUUUAUAAUGACUAUAUCUACGGAAAUAAACCAGGAAUGAUUGAAUCUCCGCGAUUCCCAAAAAUUUAUCCUGUAGGUCGGAACUGUACCUACAAAUUUACUGGGCCAAUGCAUAAACGAGUAACACUGAACUUUACUCGUUACAAUCUCAAGUCAGGUGAAAACUGUGUGGGUAAAAUUAGAAUCGAGUUCUAUCAAGAUAUACUACAAACACCGAAUUCACAAAACUUACGAAAAAUAUCAACAAAAAAUAUCACAAUUCCUUGUGAACUAAAUUCCAACAAUUAUGUUAUUCAAUCACCAAGUAAUAGAUUAACUGUUUACUUUGAAACUUAUUCUGGUCUGGAAGCUGGUCAAGGUUUCAGAGCAGAAUAUCAUUUUGACCAACCAACAGAAUGUGGAGGCUCAAUCGAUCCGAUUUCGAGAUCAAUCAUUUCGACAAACUUUUCACAGCCUGUUGUCGGUAGUUCGAGGAUCUCAUGCUAUUGGAACAUCAUUACUAGAGACCCAGAGAAAAACAUCAGUACCAAAGAUCGUGAUCACUUUGGUCGAGUAUAUGGACCUUACACUCCUUGGAUAUCAUUUGAUCAGAUUGAGGUCUUGGGAUCCGCUGAAAACGAUUCAAUUUGUUCUGAUGGCAGGAUAACCCUUUCAUUUCAAGAAUCUUGGGAUGGAUCAGAAUCUUAUCACAGCAUAUUUAGCAGUCAUAAUAGGAUAUUAUGUGGCCAGAGCUCGAAAAGAAUCACUGUGAUUUCUCCCGUUUCGAUUAUAUUCUUUUACCAUAUCACAGCGAAUUUUACUCGAACUCUAGGCUAUCGUGGAUUCAAAGCCCAUUAUCAUACUAGCCAAUGUGGUGGAACAAUUAAAUCAUCUAACGGUACAAUAACAACUCCUGGGUGGCCUCAUGAGAAUUAUCCUAUUGAUACUGUUUGUGUUUGGACUAUUCUUAACACUGAUCGUAGAAAAACGGACAGACAAAUUCAAAUUGAGUUUAAUGAGUUCGACUUAGAGUCCGACUGUUCAAAGGAUUACUUAGAGAUUUAUGAAAUCAAUAAUUUUGAAGUAACUUCGAUUGGUAAAUAUUGUUCAAAGAAAAAGCCUCAGUUCGUUCAAACUUAUCAAGAUGGAAUCUCAAUUGUAUUUAAAAGUGAUGGUGAUGAAACAAGUAAAGGAUUCUCAUUGAACUACAGAGUGACACAAAGUUCUUGUGGAGAGUAUCAAAAUUCACGUGCUAAUAGAUAUCAUGAAUUUCAAGGUCCAUAUAAGACUAAUCAAGAUUGUGAAUCAUUAUUAGAAGUUGAGCCGCCAUAUCGGCUUAAUUUGACUUUUGUCAAGCGAUUUGAAAUCGAAGAUUCAGUUAACUGUUCUAAAGAUUAUCUCGAUAUCAAUGAAUGGAGAAACAACUCUUGGCAUCAUUUCGGUCGAUACUGUGGAUACAAUUCACCAGGGUCGAUCAUCUUCAAGGAAAAUAAAGCCAAACUUAUGUUCCAUUCAGACGGAGAUGAUCGUCGGGGAGAUGGAUUCGAUUACUAUGUAACGAAAUAUUGUCGAUUAACAAUUGAUAAAAGAGGAAAUGGAACUAUUAAAAGUCCUGAUUAUCUCGCUCUCUAUAGUAUUGGUUACUGUGAAUGGACAUUUAAAGGAGAAGAUCCUGAUGAUAAGAUUUUUGUUCAGUUCAACGAUUUCGAUAUAAGUGGAAGAUCAUGUGAGGAAGUUUACAUGGAAGUAAUAAAAGAUAAUAGAGUAACAGGAGAAAAUCGUAUUGAAAGAUAUUGUCGAGAUAAUCCACCGAAAAGCAUUGAAGCUCAUGGAAAUUUGAGAAUAAUUUCAAAUGCAUUCAAAGACAGUUACUCAAGGGGAUUCACUUUCGAUUAUCAAAUUGUCAAUUAAAAUAGCAAAAAAUAUGAAUAAAAAUGAAAACAUUAUAUUC
This is a messenger RNA of Panonychus citri (citrus red mite), 6256 nucleotides long. Its product is annotated as cubilin-like. The record is from RefSeq and is a predicted model, not a curated record. Bases 187 to 6216 code for a protein of 2009 amino acids. NCBI's taxonomy places the organism in Eukaryota, Metazoa, Arthropoda, Arachnida, Trombidiformes, Tetranychidae. The transcript has 8 exons.